Molecule: messenger RNA, 1467 nt
Organism: Penicillium waksmanii
Lineage: Eukaryota; Fungi; Ascomycota; Eurotiomycetes; Eurotiales; Aspergillaceae
Product: putative histone acetyltransferase Spt10
Exons: 3
Coding region: 1-1467 (488 amino acids)
Molecular function (GO): acyltransferase activity, transferring groups other than amino-acyl groups
Source: RefSeq, a predicted model, not a curated record
AUGUCUGAAGUUCAAGCAGAUGCAGAAGUCGUGUCAACAGGCCCUGAGUUGGAGUAUCCUGCGUUGGCUCCGCGACAAGUCACCCUUCGUGAUCGGGUGACGGUGGCGACCCUGGUGCCCUUCGCCUCCGCGGACGAUGUACCCCGGCCGUUACUGAAGUAUCUCUCUGAUCAAUUCAAUAAGGAAAUUGAAAAGGGAGAUACUUAUGCCAUGUCCGAGCCGAUUCCAUUGGCCCAAUUUGGCCGUUAUUGGUUUUCUAGUUUUGGUGUGGUAAUGUUGCUCGGUGAUAUUGAGAGUGCCGAGCAGACGCACUCUAUGGACCGGGCCGGUGCCAAUUGGACUAAGAUUUGCCUCGGUGGCUUUCACAUUCGUCCCAAUUACCCCGGUAGGAGUAGCCAUGUAUGCAACGGUACCUUCAUCGUGACAGAUGCUGCUCGAAACAAGGGUGUUGGUCGACUAAUGGGAGAGUCGUACCUGGAAUGGUCUCCUCGAUUGGGAUACACAUAUGCUGUUUUCAAUUUGGUUUACGAGUCUAACGUUGCAUCUUGUCGCUUGUGGGAUUCGCUGGGCUUCAAGCGGAUCGGCAGAGUCCCUGGUGGAGGUCAACUAAAGUCACAGCCCGGCGAGUAUGUCGACGCAAUUAUCUAUGGCCGCACGCUUAGUCUCGAUGGCGAGGACUCCGUCUCACAGGAUCGGUUUGAGAAGAUUCGCUACUAUCUCAAGCAUUCAAAGUAUCCUCGUGGUGCUGAUCGAGCCGAAAAAAGCCGACUCCGUAGCGCGGCCACUCAUUACAAGCUCACGGGUGGAGAGGAUGGCGAACCUGAAAGACUUAUGCUCAAAGACAAGGAAGUGGUAUCAGAUCCACAGCAGCAGUAUGAGAUUGCACAGGAGGUCCAUCUGAAGCAGCAUGCUGGCAUCAACAAGACCACCGCAGCCAUUGCCAUCAAAUAUCACUGGGUUAGGAUCAAGGAGACCGUCAACAGAGUGAUUCGAGACUGUCCGCAAUGCAAAGAGACACUCAAACUGCCACCAAUCCCUGGCACUAAAGAGGAGGAUUCGUCUCCUUCAGUCGGGGCUUCAGAUGUGCCGGAUCAAAGUAUGGAGGUUGAUCACUCAAAGCAGGCGAUUGAAAUCCCACAGGAGAUGGAUGAAGCACCAGACGAAUCCCCCAGCCACAAUCCUUUCAUGAAUCCUCAGCCCCCUGCGACCCAGCAGCAGCAGCAGCAUGCCAUGGCCGGUGGAUUUGCCCCAGUCCCACAUAUGAACAUUUCCAAUUUCGACGAUUUAAUGCGUUACCAUACGGCCAAUAAUGCCUAUCAAAUGAUGGUUGACGACGGCUCCGACCCAUUUCGACAGGAGGUGCUUGGAUUGAUGAACCCACCUUCCCAUGACUUGCAACAUGAUGCAGAGCUUCUCGCUAAGUUCGAGUAUGGCAGUCCGUCGGAAGGAAAUUACGACUUUACCUAA